Podospora bellae-mahoneyi is the source of this 3602-nucleotide messenger RNA. RefSeq lists its product as uncharacterized. Gene Ontology annotation, molecular function: carbohydrate binding; hydrolase activity, hydrolyzing O-glycosyl compounds. Gene Ontology annotation, biological process: carbohydrate metabolic process. Bases 1 to 3330 code for a protein of 1109 amino acids. The record is from RefSeq and is a predicted model, not a curated record. Lineage: Eukaryota; Fungi; Ascomycota; Sordariomycetes; Sordariales; Podosporaceae. The transcript is spliced from 5 exons.
AUGGCUUUCAACAGUACCUUGGCUUCGGCCGAGUUGUUUGCCGGUAACAGUAUCACCUGGGACCAUCAGAGUUUGGAGCCAGGAACCAGCAAGCUCCCAACUGCUUCUUCCGAGUCACGGGCCGGUCUAGACUUGGAAGAUGCUCGCGUAUCCUCACAUCUGGGUCUGGGGCUCGACUUCGGCCAGGACUAUUUCAAGGUGGAAGUCCUCGUCUUUGUCGCUGCUCUUAGUUUGGGCUUCAAAUUGUACAACCGCAGGGUUCCCAGACAAGGCAUCCUUUCCAAAGCCACUUCGUUGCUAGCCACCAUGGCUUUGCUUACUUCGAUAUCGCUCCUUUUGACCUCAUCGUUGCUGCCGAGUGGUACUUCUGGGCACAAGGGCCCACCAGUGGUCCCGGCCAAGUUUCUUCAGACGGCGUCUCCCACCACCAGCUCAGUCCCACAGUUCACAGUCCCUGCGUCUGCCGACAAAGGGAAGGACGUUGAAGCCAACAUAGACGACCCCCUUGCCGCUAACCCGCAGCUGGUAUGUCCUGGGUACUCUGCAUCCAACGUCCAAAACACGAAAAACGGGUUUACUGCCGAUCUUGACCUAGCCGGCCCAGCAUGCAACGUCUACGGCAACGACAUCGAGCACCUCUCCUUACUGGUGGAGUUUCAGGCCAACGAUAGGGUUCACCUUCAGAUUGAGCCACGGUACAUCUCGAAGGAGAAUGAAACGUGGUUCAGAUUACCCGAAGUGUUGAUACCAAAACCUCAAAACGAUCCUCUUUGCGAGGAGCACAACAGCGACUUUGUGGUCUCGUGGUCAAACGACCCGACGUUCUCCUUCACGGUGAAGCGAAAGGCAACUGACGACACGCUCUUUACAACCGAGGGGAGCAAGCUCAUCUACGAAGAUCAGUUCAUCGAGUUUGUGUCCCCUCUGCCCGAGAGCUACAACCUGUAUGGUCUCGGUGAAGUUAUUCAUGGCUUCCGCUUGGGCAACAAUCUCACCAGGACACUCUUUGCGGCAGAUGUUGGCAACGACAUCGACUGGAACAUCUAUGGCAGUCAUCCUAUCUAUCAUGACACAAGAUACUUCACCACCGAUGAGUCGGGAAAAUUGACAUAUGUGCCUUAUGCCAACGACAAGAAGGCCAGGUACACAUCGUAUACACAUGGUGUCUAUCUUCGCAACGCUCAUCCACAAGAGGUGCUUCUGCGGCAACCUGGUAUUACUUGGAGAACACUCGGUGGCAGCAUCGAUCUCUAUUUUUACAGCGGUCCUCGGGCUGAAGAUGUCACGACCAAGUACCAAGAGAGCGCUGUUGGCCUUCCGGCUAUGCAGCAGUACUGGACUUUGGGAUACCAUCAGUGCCGCUGGGGCUAUACUGGCUGGCAACGUUUGCAAGAGGUUAUUGACAACUUUGCAAAGUUUGAGAUUCCGCUUGAGACGGUCUGGGCUGAUAUCGACUACAUGAAGAAGUACCGUGACUUUGAAAACGACCAAGAUACCUGGAACUACACCGAAGGAGAGGAGUUCAUGAACAGGCUUCACAAGAAUCACCAGCACUGGGUUCCCAUUGUUGACUCUGCCAUCUAUGCUCCUAACCCAGAGGAUGAGGAAGAUCGCUAUCCUACCUAUGAGCGGGGGCUGGAGGCAGAUGCCUUUGUGAAGAAUCCUGAUGGGUCGAUUUACUAUGGGGCUGUGUGGCCUGGUUACACGGUUUUUCCUGACUGGGUUGGUGCUGUGCUUGGUGAGGCUGGGACUAUCGACUGGUGGAUUGAUGAGAUUUCCAGGUGGAGCAAGAAUAUCUCGUUCGAUGGUAUCUGGAUCGACAUGUCCGAAGUUGCCUCCUUCUGCGUUGGCAGCUGCGGCACCGGAAACUUGACACUCAAUCCUGCCCAUCCGCCCUUCAAGCUGCCCGGUGAGCCUGGUAAUCUUGUCUUGAGAUACCCCGAAGGCUUCGCGAAGACAAACGAAACCGAAGCCAUCUCAGCGACAAAGGCGAUCAUCACCCAGAGCUACGGGCCAACCGCGACCGCCGUCCCCACCGUCACCACAACCACAACAACGAAGAAUAUCUACCGGAGCACACCCACUCCUGGCGCAAGAAACAUCAACUGGCCCCCGUACGUGAUCAACAACUAUCAUGGCGACAUAGGAGUCCACGCCCUGAGCCCGAACUCGACGCAUAAUGGCGGCUAUCUCGAGUACGAUUUCCACAACCUCUUCGGUCAUCAAGUCCUCAACGCGACCUACUCAGCUCUGCUCCAAGUCCAAAAGGGCGUCCGCCCCUUCAUCAUCGGCCGCGGCACCUUCGCCGGCUCAGGCAAGUGGGCUGGCCACUGGGGCGGUGACAAUGAGGCCCUCUGGGCAUUUUUGUACUUUAGCAUCCCGCAAGCAUUGUCCUUCUCCAUCUUUGGCUUCCCCAUGUUUGGGGUCGACACGUGCGGCUUCAACGGCAACACAAACUAUGAGCUCUGCUCGCGGUGGAUGCAGCUCAGCGCGUUUUUUCCCUUUUAUCGGAAUCACAAUGCGAUGGGGGCGAUUGACCAGGAGCCGUACAGGUGGAGCAGUGUGAUUGACGCUACCAAGUCGGCGAUGGCGAUACGGUAUGCGCUGCUGCCGUAUAUGUACACGCUCAUGGCCCAGGCUUCUCUCGCUGGCAGCACCGUCAUGCGUGCUCUUGCGUGGGAGUUUCCCAAUGAGCCGUGGCUUGCUGAUGCUGACAGGCAGUUCAUGUUGGGGGAUGCGAUUAUGGUUACGCCUUGUUUGGAGCAGGGGGCAGAUACGGUGAAGGGGGUUUUCCCCGGGGUGGGAGAGGGGGAGGUGUGGUAUGAUUGGUAUACCAAGGGGAACGUGAGUUCUGGGGUUGGACCCGGGGAGAAUGUCACUAUUGGGGCGGAGUUGGGGCAUAUUCCUGUCUAUGUGAGGGGUGGGAAGGUUGUUCCGUUGCAGGAGCCUGGAAUGACUACAGCGGAGAGUAGGCAGAAUCCUUGGGGACUGUUGGUGGGAUUGGAUGGGACCGGAUGGGCGGAGGGGAAGUUGUAUUUGGAUGAUGGGGUCAGUCUGGAGCCGGAGGAGGUGAGCUGGAUUUCGUUUACUGCCUCGAACAACUUCCUCAAGGUCGAGCCGCUGGGUAACUACCCGGACACCAACCCCCUUCGCAACGCCACGGUCAUGGGUCUGGAGCACGAGCCCAAGCAGGUGUGGCUUGAUGGUGAGGUGCUGGAGCAGGAGCAUUGGAGUUAUGAUGCAGGGAGGUGUGUGUUGGAGUUGUCUGAGCUGAAGGAGAAGUUUUCUGGUGGUGCUUGGGUGCAGGGGUGGGAGAUUACUUGGGAGUAGUUUUACUUUUCUUCUUGUGUUUACUUUUGUACUCUCUUCUCACUGAUCAUAUUUUGGGUGGGAGUGGCAUGGGCCUGUGUAUAAUCACCUGCACAUAGCACACCCGUCUUGCCCAGGGGGCAUUUUUUUAAAGAUUGAUAUUAUAGGGUUGGAUAUAGAGAUAUGGGGGGCUGGCUGGAUACCGAUGGUUGGGAAAAAAGAUUGGGAAAUUGUAUAGGUAUGGCGGGGGGUUUUGUAUACCUAAGUGAUUGAUAGUUUCUAUUUAAACCGCU